AUGGCUGUGUCGAUGGAGAGGGAAGUGCCGGUCCUGCGGGACAACCACUCUCUGUCACUCGUCCCGUGCGGACACAUCACUGCCAACAAUGUGUCCAAUUGGUGGCCACGAGUCAUGACAUGUGUCCGCGACUCACACUUCGUGGCCGUAGACCUCGAGUUGAGUGGUUUGGGACCCAGAGAUCGACUCAACGCCAAGCAAAUUGACGACCGAUACGAAGGCGUGGUCUCCGCCGCCAAAAGCCGAGCCGUUUUGUCCAUUGGUUUGGCUUUCUUUAACUUUUGUGAUAAUGAUGUGAACGAAACGACUAUUAAUACUAAUUCGGAGAUCAAUUGCGAUACGAAUAGUAGCGAAAGGACUAUAAAUUCAGACAAUUUGAAUGAGUGUUUGAGUGAUAGCGUGGAAAACGUGAAUAAAUUUGAAGCACUUCUCGACCCACAACUGAUGGCUAAAUUGGAGAACGAAUCCAAUGGUUGUGUAGAUAGUAGUGAUAAACAGUGGAAAAUCAGUGCUCAAGUGUUCAACGCUUUGUGUCUUUGCGAAGAAGAAUAUGUCUGCGAACCCGAAACCAUGCGAUUCCUCGCCGGACACGGUUUCGAUUUCAAUGGCCAGUGUCUGCACGGAUUGUCUUAUCACAGGGGAAAUGAUUUUCUCACGGAAUACGAAGACUUGACGACACCAUCGCUCAGGAAUUUGAUUGCGGAGAUAAUAAGACACAAAUUGCCAAUUGUUUUGCACAACGGAUUCAUUGAUUUGAUAUUUUUAUAUCAAAACUUUUAUUCUGAUUUACCGCAAGAUUUGCAGACAUUUAUAGCAGAUUUGGUUGAAUUAUUUCCCGCAGGAAUUUUCGACACUAAAUAUAUCGCCGACUUUCACGACAGGCUUAACAGAUCUUAUUUGGAAUAUUUGUUUUAUGAGAGACAACGCUUUAAUAUCGAGCGCUCAAUGAAAGGCCAGAUUAGCAUUGAUAUAACCUUUCCAUCACUUUCUCAUCACAUCUCAUCCGAUAUUGAAUUCAAGGACUUGUCGACCAAAAUCUUAUCAGAAUCUGAUCUAAUAGUAGACAUAUGCUAUGAUUACGCGAACCACGGCUGGUGUAAACUGAACCAUACCUGCAGUCGCUCUCAUAAUAUCGACCAUAUAUUGGAUCAGAAGAAGAAUAGAAGUAAACGAAUGAAAAAAUUGAUUAAAAAUAUGAAGAAGAAAAGCGAAGAACUAAGAAUUGAGAGCACAAGUGGUGGCGACAACUCGUCUAUUGAAUCGGUGAAUACCAAACAUUCAAAACAAGGCGUUCACAGAGCGGGUUAUGACGCCUUCAUGACUGGCUAUUGCUUUGCCUUUUAUAUCGCAAUCAACGCUAAAACACGACCGAAUCCAUCGAAACCAUUGUGUGUCAAAAGUCUAGGCAUUUCUCAUAUCGUGAACAACAUAUACUUAACCGGAAAAGACCAGUCCCUCAGAAUAAAUGCCAGUUCUUUCGCCAAGACUUCCGCUAACCAUAAGAAUAAAAUACAGAGAAUAAGAGCCGCUAAAUGAUUGAUUAAUUCUUGU
Messenger RNA from Medioppia subpectinata, 1551 nucleotides. NCBI's taxonomy places the organism in Eukaryota, Metazoa, Arthropoda, Arachnida, Sarcoptiformes, Oppiidae. The record is from the annotation of a GenBank genome assembly.